Messenger RNA from Aphidius gifuensis, 987 nucleotides. Its product is annotated as cytochrome P450 6j1-like. The record is from RefSeq and is a predicted model, not a curated record. Bases 1 to 987 code for a protein of 328 amino acids. Lineage: Eukaryota; Metazoa; Arthropoda; Insecta; Hymenoptera; Braconidae. Gene Ontology annotation, molecular function: oxidoreductase activity, acting on paired donors, with incorporation or reduction of molecular oxygen; iron ion binding; monooxygenase activity. The transcript has 5 exons.
AUGGAGCUGGGUGUUGUUGAGUUGUUAAUUGGCUUGAGUGUUGUAUUAACUUGGUGUUAUUUUAAAUAUUUACGUAAUGAUUAUUGGAUUAAAUUGGGUAUUCCUGGACCAAAACCAUUGCCAAUUGUUGGAAAUUUUUAUAAAGCUGCAUUUGGAAAUAUAUCAUUGAUCGAAAAUGUAGAUGAAGUUUAUAAUAAUUGGAAAAAUGAACGUUACUAUGGUGUAUAUUUAGGAUUAAAUCCAAUGUUAAUUAUCAAUGAUCCAGAAUUAACAAAAUUAAUUCUUGUUAAAGAAUUUAAUACAUUUCCAAGUCGUGGUAUUUAUGUACCAGAAAAUGAUGAUUCAUUACAGUCAAAUAUAUUUGCACUUGAUGGACAUAGAUGGAAAGUAUUACGAACACAUUUAACACCAUUAUUUACAAUUAAAAAAAAUAAUGUCAUUGAAAUAAGAGAAUUUUCAGCUAAAUUUACUACUGAUGUUAUUGGCUCUUGUGUAUUUGGAAUAAAUACAAAUUCAAUUACAAAUGAAGAUAGUGAAUUUCAACUUGCACAAGCAUUAGAUUGUCAAGAAAAACUUAGAGCUGAAAUUAAAGAAAUUCUUGGUAAAUUUGGAGGAAAAUUAAGCUAUGAAAUUAUUAAUGAAAUGAAGUAUCUUGAUAUGGUUAUAAAAGUUUUUUUUCCUAUACAUUCAUUUCAACGUGAUCCAGAAUAUUUUAGAAAUCCCGAUGUAUUUGAUCCACUGAGAUUCAGUGAAGAAAGAAAAUCAGAAAUUAUUCCUGGAACUUAUAGUCCAUUUGGACAUGGACCAAAAAACUGUAUUGGUGAAAGAUUUGCAAAUUAUCAAACGAAAAUAGGAUUAAUAUCAAUUGUAAAAAAUUUUAUAAUUGAACCAUCGGAAUUUACUAAAAAAACAUAUGUUAUUGAUAAAGCAUCACUCGUUCUUGCUAUGAAAGGAGGUGUUCAUCUUAAGCUUGUUCCUUGCAAUUAA